This is a messenger RNA of Hymenoscyphus albidus, 477 nucleotides long. The record is from the annotation of a GenBank genome assembly. Lineage: Eukaryota; Fungi; Ascomycota; Leotiomycetes; Helotiales; Helotiaceae.
AUGUCCAACCCAACCAAAAUCUACAAAAUCCGUUUCCGUCUCUCAAUUCCCGACCCAGAAAUGCCUCAACCCCGCUACCACACAACACUUUUCAUCCAAACACCCCUCGACACCCUCAAUGGGACGGGCACCACUCAUCACGUCACCGGGGAUCUCGUGACUGGAAUGGUGUAACAAAAACGAUUCGAGACUUCGGCACCAGAGAAUGAUGAGAUGUUCUUCUCGAAGGAGCUGCUGGGGUAUACUAAGGAUGGUGUAGAUGAGGAGGGUAUUGAAGGGGUGUCAAAGACGUUGGAACCGCCUGGGAAGCAGAAGAGGUAUAAUCAUAAGACUGGUAGAACGGAACAGUUUAAGCCCGAGGGUGGAUUUUAUGAGGUUGGGGAAGGGAGGCCUGCGAUGAGGAAGUGUACAGAGUGGAUUGAGGAGCAGGCAAUUUCGGCCCUGAGGGAGAGUGGUGUUUUGAUCCCUGAGAAAUGA